AUGGCUAGAGUUACACCUAUCUUUAAAAAUGGUCAACGUAAUCUACCAGAAAACUACAGACCAAUUUCAGUUCUACCUGUCAUUAGUAAAAUUAUGGAAAGAAUUCUAUAUGAUCAACUCUAUAAUUACUUAACAAAAUUUGGAAUUCUUAGUGACUGUCAAUUUGGUUUUCGAAAAUCUCAUUCCACUACUACAGCAUUAUUGGACUGUACCAACAAGUGGUAUGUUAACUUGGACAGGAAACUAUUUAACCUGGUAGUUUUGAUUGAUUUAAAAAAAGCAUUCAACACUGUCGAUCAUCAAAUUCUAUUGAGAAAAUUGGAGCUCUGCAGAAUAAAAGGACAAGCUUUCACUUUACUCAAAUCUUAUCUAACAAAUCGAAACCAAAUAUGCCAAGUUAAAAAUGUUAUUUCAUCAGAUAGAACAAUUAGAUGUGGGGUACCUCAAGGCUCUAUUCUAGGACCACUCUUCUUUUUGUUAUAUAUUAACGAUCUGCCUCAAUGUCUGAACAAAACAAAGCUUCAACUAUUUGCUGACGAUACAAAUUUAACAGCUGCAGGCCAAUCUAACUGA
This is a messenger RNA of Paramuricea clavata, 573 nucleotides long. The record is from the annotation of a GenBank genome assembly. Lineage: Eukaryota; Metazoa; Cnidaria; Anthozoa; Malacalcyonacea; Plexauridae.